CGAAAAAAUAAAAUAAAAAAAAAAUAAACAAAUGAAAGAAAAAAGCAUGCGGAGAUUCAAACAUAUUGCCCGGAGUGGAAGGAGUGUAUGAGAGACAGAGAUAGGAGAGAGUGUGUGGAAGUUGUAAUGUAUCAAAAAGGGUGAAUCAGUAUACAAUCAAAGCUUCUUCCUUUUUCAUCUCGCGAAUAAUGGAUAAUCUUACCUUGCGCGGUACUCUUGAAGGUAAUCUUAUUUUUAUAUUAGAAAUGGAUGGAUGAUAUAGAUAAAGAAUGAAUGGAUGAGAUAUUAACUUUAAUUUUUUCUUUUCUUUUUUUUUGGGUUUUCUGUAAUAGGUCAUGGCAAUUGGGGUAAGGAAUUUUAAUUUUGACAUUUGACAUUUUAUAAGAAUCGACCAUGUUGAAGAAUUGGAAUUGUAACAUUCUUGUUAAUUAGUCACUGCCAUUGCUACCACCUCUGAAGCUCCUGAUAUGGUUUUGUCUGCUUCUCGUGAUAAGACCAUCAUUGUCUGGCACCUUACCAGAGACGAAAUGAACUACGGUGUUCCCCGUAAGUCUCUCGUCGGCCAUUCUCACUUCAUUGAAGAUCUCGCCAUCUCUUCUGAUGGUCAAUUCGCUUUGUCCGCUUCUUGGGAUAAGACCCUCCGUCUUUGGGACUUGAACAGUGGUACUACCACUCGUCGUUUCGUUGGCCACACUAACGAUGUUUUGUCCGUCUCCUUCUCUGCCGAUAACCGUCAAAUCGUUUCUGGUUCUCGUGAUAAGACCAUCAAGUUGUGGAAUACCCUUGGUGAAUGCAAGUACAACAUUACUGAAGAUGGUCACAGUGAAUGGGUUUCUUGUGUUCGUUUCUCUCCUAACCCUGCUAAUCCUCUCAUCGUCUCUGGUGGUUGGGAUAAGCUUGUUAAGGUUUGGGAUUUGACCAAGAUGAAGCUUCGCACCAACUUCAUUGGUCACAAUGGUUAUGUUAACACUGUCACCAUUUCCCCUGAUGGUUCUCUUUGUGCCUCUGCUGGUAAGGACGGUGUUGUUAUGCUUUGGGAUUUGAAUGAUGCCAAGCACCUUUACUCUUUGGAUGCUGGAUCUGUCGUUCAUGCCCUUACCUUCUCUCCUAACCGUUACUGGCUCUGUGCUGCUACCGCUAACGGUAUUAAGAUUUGGGAUCUUGAAUCCAAAUCUAUUGUUGAUGAACUUCGUCCUGAGUUCGCUCAAUUGGGUAAGAGAAAGAACCCUGAUCCUGAAUGUUUGUCUGUUUGCUGGUCUGCUGAUGGUGCCACUCUCUUCUCUGGUUACUCUGAUAACAUUAUCCGUGUCUGGCAAGUCACCCGUUCUCUUUAAAUUGUAUCAAAUUUUCUUUGUAGAAUUGAAUAAUAAAAUUUAUUGAGGAAAAAAUAUACAUGUACACAGUAUAACAAAUUAUUAUAGAAAAUAAUUAUAUUUAGUGACUAGAAUUCCAAGUGUUGUUGGUUAUAUAUUUAAAAAUACACGCGUAAUCAUUAGAGAAGCAGCUUUAUUAUGGAACACGAUUUUUAUUAAAUUGAUUUUUUUUUUCAUUUUUAUUAAUAUUAUAAAAAAAAAGGAUGCUUUUCUUAGUUCUCAAAUCUCUUUAGAAGAGACUUGAUACUAACAGGAUUAACCACGAGAAGGUGAAAGCAUAUCUAAUCC
Molecule: messenger RNA, 1661 nt
Organism: Cokeromyces recurvatus
Lineage: Eukaryota; Fungi; Mucoromycota; Mucoromycetes; Mucorales; Mucoraceae
Product: guanine nucleotide-binding protein subunit beta-like protein
Exons: 2
Coding region: 468-1334 (288 amino acids)
Biological process (GO): rescue of stalled cytosolic ribosome; positive regulation of protein phosphorylation
Cellular component (GO): nucleus; cytosol
Molecular function (GO): translation regulator activity; ribosome binding; protein kinase C binding
Source: RefSeq, a predicted model, not a curated record